Macrosiphum euphorbiae (potato aphid) is the source of this 744-nucleotide messenger RNA. Lineage: Eukaryota; Metazoa; Arthropoda; Insecta; Hemiptera; Aphididae. The record is from the annotation of a GenBank genome assembly.
AUGGUACAAAAAUGUUGCGUUUGCAAAGCGCAACGAUCAAGUGAGAACGAUAUCACAUUACACAGUUUUCCAAAAGACAAAAUAGUUCUUCGCAAAUGGAUUUUGAACCUUAAUAAGAACUAUAUCUUUACACCAACUGUACAUACAAGAAUUUGUAAUGAGCAUUUUGAUGAAAAUGAUUUCAUUAAUACCGACAAACUAAGACGUCUAAAACCAGAUGCUAUACCAACCAAAAUAAUGGGUGUUCGUCGUUCGUUGUUGUCAGAUUUCCAAAGUUCUUCAAGUGAAUAUGUGUGUGAUCCAUCUACCUCAAAUGAGCAAUUAUUAGAUAUGCCAAAUGAUAUCUGUGAGACUGUUUUAGUUCAGACAACGAUUAAAAAUGCAGAAAUUCUAGAUGUCCAUAGUUCUUUCUCUAACUCAAAUGAGAAAUCAUCAGAUAUGUCAAAUAAUAUCCAUGAUAAUAAUGUAGGCAAAAAUAUAACUGAUACCAAAAAACGUAAGUAUUAUCGUUAUAUUGGAGAUUUCUCGGAAGACGACUUGGAAACCCCAAGGAGAAGGAAACUGUUUUGGAAGACACAUACUAAAAUGUUAGAUGAAACAAAACAGAAAAUCAGAUGUCUUGAACAAAAAAAUCGAAGAUUGGAGUCAAAAAUCACUUGUUUAGAUUCAUUAGUAGAUGAACUUAAACAAAAAUAUCAAUUAAAUGCUAGUUAUUCUGAUAUUUUAAGGAAACCAUUGCACUGA